UACGAAACAAACAAACACACAAACUUAAUGUUAAUCUAAUAUAUUACAUUAUAUUCAUAUUUAUGAAUAUAUUCGUGUCAAUAUGCCGCCAGUUUAAGUGCCCUGUUUGAUAGAGGAUCGUUGACCUGUGCUAGAUUUCGGUUUAUUUAUUUGUGCUGGUACAAACAGAAUCAGUUUGGGGCCUAGUGUUGUCGCCGAAGGAUUCCUAACUUAAUACCACAAUGCUGAGAUACCUGUUACUGAUCGCAAUAUCGUCAGUGGCAUCAGAACCGUGUGCCUACGUGUACGACGGCCAAAACUACGAGAGGACCGCCAUUUUGACCAUAAAGGGCCUGCCCACCAACCUCGCCAUCAACCCAAAUAAUAAAGACAUAUUCUUCACUCUAAUUGACCUAGAUUCUCUCCACAAUGAUGAUGAGCAGACCAAAAUGGACCAGUACUUCCUAAGAAACGGAAUGCCCAUGAAAAUCGACAAUGUCCACGGUCAAGCGGCUGCGGUAGACGCUAAAAACAACAAGGUUUAUAUAGCUAGCGAUGAUGGCUUGAAUGUAUUGAACAAAACUGAUAAGGCACACUUCUUGAGCCUCAAAGACGAAGAUAUUGUCAUGCUGUACAAACCAGAGCACAAUGAUGAGCUAUACGCAGUCAUUUACCCUGACAAUGAGGUGUACAGUAUCAAUUUGAAGAAAAACGAGAAAAAAAAGAUUGACAAUAUACCCUGUGCCUUCAUUUUAGCUGUAGAUUCUGAUGAUAAUAUUUAUUAUGAAUGUAAUGCUAAGUAUGUUAAGGUUCUGUUGAAAGAUUUUCAGGAGCCUAUUGAAUUUGCUGGUAUUGGAAGAAACACAGCUAGAGCGAUGACGGUAGAUGGUAAUAACAGGGUAGUUUUGGCAGCAAAUGAUGGGCUAUACCAAUUGAGACCCGACUCGAUGAUUCCAAGGAAGCUGAUGAAUCUGGACUUUAUUCCAUCAGGAAUAACGUUUGAUGGGGACGACAUGUAUUUAGCAAGCAAUGGGGUAAUCUAUAAGUACAGUGCGGAUGAGUGCGAAUAGGCGAAUAAAGACUGAUUUUAGAAACUAA
Ostrinia nubilalis (European corn borer) is the source of this 1077-nucleotide messenger RNA. RefSeq lists its product as uncharacterized. Gene Ontology annotation, molecular function: protein binding. Bases 222 to 1049 code for a protein of 275 amino acids. The transcript is spliced from 2 exons. The record is from RefSeq and is a predicted model, not a curated record. Lineage: Eukaryota; Metazoa; Arthropoda; Insecta; Lepidoptera; Crambidae.